CUUUUGCAAACUUCCUGUGGAUGUGCCUUGUUAUGACUGUUGAAAUACUGCCCGCAAAUUAGUCUCAGUUAUAAUAACCUGUCAGAGUUUGAUGAGGCAUUCAUCUGCAGAAGAUUCAACAACCAACAAGAGAGCUUUACUAAAGAUCUGAAGACAUUGAUGGAGAUGACCAACAACUCUUUCGUUCAAAUUAAUACAACGGCUGCACCUGAUAAAAAUGACUCUGUGUAUGGUGACAAGUAUGAUGGGCUGAGACAGUCUCUCAACACAGUGUCUCUAAUCCUUUAUUCCGUGGCCUUUGUCCUCGGUGUGCUCGGGAAUGGAGUGGUUAUCUGGGUGACCGGGUUCAAAAUGAAGAAAACUGUUAACACAGUUUGGUACCUCAAUCUUGCUGUGGCUGACUUCCUCUUCACUGCAUUUCUGCCCCUCAGUGUGACUUACCUAGCUUCAGGUUUCCACUGGCCUUUUGGCAAGUUCAUGUGCAAGCUGAACACCACCAUCAGCUCUCUGAACAUGUUUGCCAGUGUCUACAUUCUGGUGGUGAUCAGUGUGGACAGAUGUGUGUCUGUGGUGUGGCCCAUCUGGGCUCAGAACCACCGAAAUGUACGCAGAGCAUCCUAUGUGAGUCUGUGUGUUUGGGUGGUGGCUUUGAUUUUCAGUGCACCAUACUUCAUCUUCAGGGACACUGAGAAAGUGUCUGAAAACCAAAUCCUCUGUUUCAACAACUAUGCUCUUUCUGAUAACUAUACAGCACCAUCUGUGAUUCAGUUAGACAAAUUUCGUCAUCUAGCCAUGACUAUCACUCGUCUCUUCCUGGGAUUUGCAGUUCCCUUCACUGUCAUUGUCUCCUGUUAUGCUGUCAUCAUCCAUCAUCUGAGGAGAAACCGCAACAUGGCCAGCCAAUCAACACGCACGUUUAAAAUUGUCACUGCUGUUAUUGUCACUUUUUUCCUGUGUUGGGCUCCCUUUUACAUAAUUGGCGUAAUUGAACUAGUGAAAUUCACGUCUGCUACUCACAACAAAACAUUAGACCUUGUCACACAUGUCGGGAUGCCUCUGGCCACCAGUCUGGCCUUUCUCAACAGCUGCUUCAAUCCACUGCUGUAUGUGUUCAUGGGCCAUGAUUUUAAGGACAAAGUCCGCAAAUCUAUCAGAAAUGUUUUGGAGACUGUCUUCCAGGAAGAGGAGACACGCACUCGCACUUACACAGGGUCAGUGGUCACCAGCCAAAGCAAAAAUAGCUCAGAUUUGAAUACUGAGGUAUAAGAAACCAAAUAAUUAAAUUGUAAAUGGCAGACAAUUGUGACAUCUUAAAAUGAUUCUAAAUGUUUCAAAAAUAUCUCAAAAUGCUUUGGGGCUUUUUUACUAGCCAUAGCAUUAAUCUGAUACAUGACUGGUGUAUGUGUUUGAAUCAGAGCAGUGCAUUCAGCUUGCUUUUUUUUUAUAGAACUAAAAGCAGUUAUGCAAUGCCACUUUCUUGAGAAAAGAAUCAGUCAUUGAUUUCAAAAUCAGGAUUACAUUUCUUUCUGAUUGAGGCUGUGUUACACAACCAGUAACAUGUGGUUUACAUUUGGAUACAUGACAGUUUCCACAGCUUAAGAUAUGAUUUAAGUUAGCAAGUUAAAUGUUCCAAGUGUAACUAAUUUUCAUUUUCAUUAAAUAAAUCAGCCUGUAAUGUU
This is a messenger RNA of Oreochromis niloticus (Nile tilapia), 1679 nucleotides long. Its product is annotated as C3a anaphylatoxin chemotactic receptor-like. The transcript is spliced from 2 exons. Bases 160 to 1266 code for a protein of 368 amino acids. Gene Ontology annotation, molecular function: complement receptor activity; G protein-coupled receptor activity. Gene Ontology annotation, cellular component: plasma membrane. Gene Ontology annotation, biological process: inflammatory response; positive regulation of cytosolic calcium ion concentration; complement receptor mediated signaling pathway. The record is from RefSeq and is a predicted model, not a curated record. NCBI's taxonomy places the organism in Eukaryota, Metazoa, Chordata, Actinopteri, Cichliformes, Cichlidae.